CACAUGUAUCCGUGUAUUUAUGUUCAAUGUGAGCUCCACCGCCAAAGUUAACAUUUCCCAGUCGGUAUUUAAAUUUCCUUGUGUUUGUCUUUACGUCAGUAAGUGGAGUACAAUCAUGUAUACAGCAUUCACAUUACGUUGUAAUCGGGAGCACGUGCCACUGCGCGCGGCAUCCACUCACUCACGAUAGACGAUUAGCUGGUACACGGCAGCUAUUAUGCGUUCACGCAACGCAUAAUAAUAUAAUUCCACCUAACCGCGACUCCGUGGUUAAGAUAACACAUUAACUUUAAUGUUCUUAUAACUCAAGUUUCAUUGUCAGAGCUUGAAUUAUAUUUAACUAUCUUAACCGAGUAUAUAAGUGUAAGAGCUUGAUUUUAUUAUAUAUUACACUUAUAUAUAAGUUAAAUAAAAUGUACUUGAUGAGAAUAUAUAAUUAAUGUUACUUCGGAUAAAAUUUCAUCAGAUUUCACGGGUUUAAGUCAUUAAAAGUUUUUCCACUUGUAACCGAUCACUCGGAGACAUUGAUGUGUUUUCUAUUCCCCACAGAGAUCGCUUUAGCCUCGAGGCUAUCAGAAAAAAAGAAUAAGAGAAAGAAGAAGAAAAUAAAGAGGAUGAAGAAGAAGUGAGUAUAUGUAAUCAAAGAAGAGCAGACGAAAAAUAAGAUGAUAAGAAUAAGGAUGAGAAAAGUAUAAAAGUGGGCAGUGUGUUGUUGUAUUUUGUUCGGAUCUUUCUCUCUUUCUCUGAUACUGUGAUGUGUGCCACAAGUCAGAAUGAUUGAUUGGCGGAAAGGGCCAGUAAACUUGACGGGAGUUGCACUGAGCGCGUGAUGAUGACCAUAAACGCCAACAGUACAUUACACUAGCUAUAGCAAAUACGAUCGGGUUAAUACGCGGUAUGGAAAAAAAGUAAAUAAAAAAAUUGGCUGGCUCGGUUCGGUUGGUCGGUCGCUCGGGUGGCCGGGAGCAACGAUGAAAAUAUUCUCGAUCGUUCGUCAGUAUGAAAUAUGGGAUUUGGCGAGUGGGUGCAGACCGGGUGCUCGAGAGAGAAUAUACAAGAACGCUGUACCAGUAUAUAGAGAAGUUUAUGAGCAAAAGUGAGAUAAUAGAUCGAAUGAGAUGAGAAUAAGUAGUUGUGUGUUUCAUCGGGCAGCCGGAAGGCAAAGUGUAUACGAAUAGAGUAUUUCGUUGCGCAGCAUAGAAGGCGCAAUGAAUCCCGCGAGCUGGUGGUUGCACAUGUGUCGAACCUGAAAUAUGUAGGCGUGGCCUCCUGGAGCUAGCAGACGCAUCUCGACUGCUGAAUAUGUUCACCCCCCGAUAACGCUCCACCCUCGAGUGGGCUCGGUGAAGCUACUAUUGGUCUGAGCCACCCUCGACCGCCUCCACCUGACGCUUCUACGAAACCGCGAUCCGAUUCCAGAGAGAAAGGGCCAAAGUCCCGGCUAAAUACUGAGCUGCGCGAGCGCGCUCCAGCAUUCGAACGUGGUCUCUCCGCGGUCGAACGUCGUACAGCAUAUACAUUACACUUUUGCUGGAGCUGGUGAUACUGUUCCACGUUAUCUGCUGACAUCUGCUACCUGUAGUGUCCUGUCCAUCAAAAGGUUACGCAUGUAAAAACGUUAUCACGCCACGACGUGCUGGCCUCACAAUGACAAUGGAAGAUCGUUCGGGACCAGGCAUCGAUCGUGCAGACGGUGCAGCAUCAACCGCUCAUCCUUGUACAACUCAAUUAAAAACGAUAUCAACCGAUGUCAUACCCUCAGACGCAUCAUAUCCAAUUCGUCGAAACGGAAAUACCAACAAACGUUCAUUUGACGUGGCCUUUCUGGUCGCACCAGAUGAAAAAUUAGCGCGCCGCCAAAAUUCACAACUAGUGAUUGAUCACAGGCAUAGCAUUGAAAAUCGUCAAAGUCCGGGAUAUGUGUCAGCCAGCGCAGCUAUCGCUGAUUUACGACAGCCCGUUCAGCCUACCGGAAGUGAUAGAUCAAGUCCAGGUUCAUCAUCAGCGAGCCCACCUGCUGCUUUUCGAAGACUCGGACACUCUCUUCAUCUCCAAGAACAUCGGCCUCUUCAUCCGUCGACUCAUCAUCAAGAAGAUUCCCUUGGUCCGUUGCCAAAAAGUGCUUUUACCAAGGUCAGCUGCAUCAAUUUUGAUGAUUCACACGUCUCGGGAACAUCUCCACGAUCUUCGAUUUCGCCAGACCGUCCAAGUUUUCGGAACAGCGUCAGUCCACCCGGAGGACCGCCGAUUAAAGCCUUCAAGUACGGGACUUUUGCUGCCGCUGCAGCUGCAGCCGCCGCAGCAGCCGCUGUGACUACACCGUUUCCUUUCCUCGUAAGUUCGACAAGCCCCAGUGAAUCUGUCGUCCAGACAAGCAUCCCCACGACCGGGUUGGUAGAAAAUUUAAAAAUCGGAGGAAAAAUAAACACUACAAUCGAGCCAUCGUCAUCACCAUCACCAUCAUCAUCAUCAGUAGCUUACCGAGCUUCUAAUGAAUUAUCACCAGCAGCUGCUGCAGUGUACUCAAAUCUGUCUUACUCACCAAUUUCCGUGUUUCCCGCGCCGAUGCCUGAAGCUCUUGUCCGACCUCGGCAUUUUCUUGGCGUCUCUGGAGUGACAGGUGUUGCUGGGCUUUUGCCGCCGUCAUUUGCGCUUAGUCUACCAGCCCAAAAUGUAUGUGCCAAGUGCAAUUUGUCGUUCCGCAUGACUUCUGAUCUCGUUUAUCACAUGAGAUCACAUCACAAGAAUGAAAGUGUCGGUGAGGCGGCACGACGACGCCGUGAAGACAAACUUAGAUGUCCAGUGUGCGAUGAAAGCUUCCGCGAGCGACAUCAUCUUACUAGACAUAUGACGGCACAUCAAGACAAGGAGAGCGAUGCUAUUGUCGAACAGCAGCAGCAACCGCAAAUUCAUCCACUACCGGCUGUCAAAAGAAGUACUGGUGGGUCUAUGGUCCACGGAGCCGCCAAGUGACGACGUAAGGUCUCGUCGUCGUUCUCUAUUCAGCAAUAGACCGUCACAAGACCUUGAAAUAAAAAAAAUUGAUAAAUUAAAAAAUUACACAUACACAUAUAAAUUAAUCAAUAAGGAUAAUUACGUACUACGAUCAUCAAUGCAGUAUAUUUGCAGUUAAUAGUGUAUACUUAUUAUUUAGUUUUACGGACUGUAUUAUUAAAAUAAUACAAAAGCGCGAAUUCUCCCGCUAGUCAAUAUUAGGAUAAGAAAGCAUUUAAAAUUAAAAUUAAAAAAUUAAAAUGAUAGUUAAUAUAAUAUAAAUGUUAGUUAAGAUAUCAAUUAUAUUGAAAUAAUAGUAAUUAAAUUAAUAAUGAAUGAUAUAAAUAUUAAUGUAUUGUCCAUCAAAACGGAUUCUCUCUUAUAGAAUUUGAAGCACUGAGUAUCCGGUCCUCGCGCACGCGGGACAAUCUAAACAACGUCGAUAAAUCGUUGAUCGUAAAGCGUAACCGCGUCACACGUAAACCAGCCGAGCACGCAUAAUGGUAGGAAACAAUGAAUGCCGUAAUCGGAAACAGUGCCGGUUUGUUAUCUGCCAUUCGCACCCCAUUUAACUUGAAACGUUGAAUCGGUCGGCCCGCGUUGCGUUACUCGGUCUCCUCGCGUUUUAAAUACGUAUACCGACCUCUGCGACCCUGCUUGCUGCACCCUCGCAUGUUUAUCCUUUCUCUCUUUCCUUUUUAUUAUUCUCCAUUAUCUUUCUCAUUUCUAUCGGCUACUAUCAACACUCGAUACUCAACGCGAGUAGUUAAUCGUGACUUCCUAUUACCUUUGUAAUUUAUCACACUCUCCUACUGUGUAUCGCUUUUCCAAUAGCUGUCAUCCCCUCAACAUUAUCGACACAAUCUACUUACUAUUAAUUAGGUAUAACAUUAUGUAACGUAUAUUCAUAUGUUAGAU
This is a messenger RNA of Cotesia glomerata, 3912 nucleotides long. Its product is annotated as Krueppel-like factor 10. Lineage: Eukaryota; Metazoa; Arthropoda; Insecta; Hymenoptera; Braconidae. Gene Ontology annotation, cellular component: nucleus. The transcript is spliced from 2 exons. Bases 1648 to 2973 code for a protein of 441 amino acids. Gene Ontology annotation, biological process: regulation of DNA-templated transcription. The record is from RefSeq and is a predicted model, not a curated record.